This is a messenger RNA of Nicotiana attenuata, 1883 nucleotides long. RefSeq names its product delta(8)-fatty-acid desaturase-like. NCBI's taxonomy places the organism in Eukaryota, Viridiplantae, Streptophyta, Magnoliopsida, Solanales, Solanaceae. The record is from RefSeq and is a predicted model, not a curated record. Gene Ontology annotation, biological process: lipid metabolic process. Gene Ontology annotation, cellular component: membrane. Gene Ontology annotation, molecular function: oxidoreductase activity, acting on paired donors, with oxidation of a pair of donors resulting in the reduction of molecular oxygen to two molecules of water. The coding region runs from base 318 to 1637 and encodes 439 amino acids. The transcript has 2 exons.
GAAUUUUGUACACCAUUUGUCGACCACCGCAUUUGCAUUCAAAAAUAUCUUCUCAUUGCAUAGAAAGUAACUCCAUACCGCCUGUACAAGAACAAGAGCAUAAAGUUCAAUUUUCUCUUACUUCUUUCCUUUCUAACCUAAACUAUCAGACAACAACAAAUAGAGCAUAUUCAGAAAGAACCGUCUCAUUUUAUACUUUUGUUAAUGGUUAGAUCUGUACUGCAUUUUAUCAUUUUUCUUUUAUAGAUCUUUAGUUUGGUUGUUUAUUUAUAUAUAGAGAAAGAAAGAUUUCAUAGUUUUCUAGGUGUUUUGUUAAAAUGGCUGAUGAUAAGAAGUACAUAACUGCUGAAGAGCUAAAGAAGCAUAACAAAGCAGAGGAUUUGUGGAUCUCUAUACAGGGAAAAGUUUACAAUGCGACAAAUUGGAUUAAGGACCAUCCAGGUGGGGAUAUCCCUAUUCUUAAUCUGGCUGGCCAAGAAGCAACUGAUGCAUUCAUUGCUUUUCAUCCAGGUACUGCUUGGAAAUAUCUUGAUAAGUUCUUUACUGGCUAUUAUUUGGAGGAUUACGAGGCAUCUGAGGUAUCUAAAGAUUAUAGGAAACUUUGUUCCGAGUUUGCUAAAGCUGGUUUGUUUGAAGAGAAAGGUCAUGGGGUGAUUUAUUCCUUAUGUUUUGUAGCAUUUUUGCUUUUCUUGACUGUUUAUGGUGUUCUUUAUAGUAAUAGUUUCUGGAUUCGUAUGCUUUGUGGGGGGUUAUUAGGGUUGGCUUGGAUGCAGGUUUCUUACUUGGGUCAUGAUUCUGGUCAUUAUUUAAUCAUGACAACUCGUGGUUUCAACAAAUUGGUACAAAUUCUAGCAGGGAAUUGCAUUACUGGGAUUAGUAUUGCUUGGUGGAAUUGGACACACAACGCCCAUCAUGUGGCCUGCAAUAGUCUAGAUUAUGACCCUGAUCUUCAGCACUUGCCUGUUUUUGCUGUCUCUACUAGUCUGUUUAAAUCAUUGUACUCUACCUUCUAUGGAAGAGAGCUCACAUUCGAUUCCCUGGCUAAAUUCUUCGUCAGCUAUCAACAUUUUACGUUCUAUCCGAUUGUCUGUGUUUCGAGGGUGAAUCUGUUUAUCCAGACAUUGUUGCUAUUGUUCUCAAGGAGAAAAGUGAGUAAUAGACUUAUGAACAUAUUGGGGAUCAUGGUUUUCUGGACUUGGUUUCCGCUUCUUGUUUCCACCUUGCCUAAUUGGACAGAGAGGGUGUUAUUUGUCCUCAUAAGCUUUGCUGUGACAGGGAUUCAACACGUUCAAUUCUGUCUGAACCAUUUUGCUGCAGAUGUCUAUGUUGGACAACCCAAGGGGAACGAUUGGUUCGAGAAACAAACAGCCGGGACUAUUGACAUUGCUUGUUCUCCUCAGAUGGAUUGGUUCUUUGGAGGAUUGCAGUUCCAGCUUGAGCAUCAUCUCUUCCCAAGGCUGCCUAGGUGCCAAUUGAGGAAAAUUUCUCCUAUUGUACAGGAUCUAUGCAAGAAGCACAAUUUGCCCUACAGGAGUUUGUCUUUCUUUGAGGCCAAUAGGUGGACAAUAAGGACACUCAGGGUAGCGGCAAUGCAGGCUAGAAGUUUGCUAUGGGAAGCUGUUAAUACUCAUGGCUAAUAAUUUUGUGCACGGAACAUCCUUAAAAUUCUUUCAGCAUAUGUUUAAUGAAGAAGAAAACAUGAUUUAGGAGCAUCUAUUUGGACUUAUAUAGUUCAUAUCAAUAUAUUUAUAAAUAUUUUGCCUCUUUCUAUGGUUUCUCGUUAGUAUGAUCAGAUUAUCCUUUGGUCAAGGGAUGAGACUUUUAGCUAUAACAUUGUAAUUCAGGGAAACUUUUAAAAUUUAUGGGCACAUUUCAUGACCAAA